CAGCAUUCCUCAUCAUAACUCCACUCUGUUCACCCCAAAGCUAACCAUAUCACUGCUACAACAAAAACACAGAGAGAGAGAGAGAGAGAGUUGUUACAUUUAAUGGAGAUUUUGUCCUUCUUUAGUUACAUUCUCCUUUUUCUCGGGAAUCUUCUUUCAAAAUUUUUACCUAAAAAACGAAAGAGAAAUCCCAAACGAACUACUAAGCUUCCCCCGGGACCGAUGGGGUGGCCUUAUAUAGGAGAGACUCUCCAACUCUAUUCUCAAAACCCAAAUGUAUUCUUUGCUAAAAAGCAAAAAAGAUAUGGAGACAUAUUCAAAACUCACAUACUUGGUUGCCCUUGUGUUGUGCUGGCAAGUCCCGAGGCCGCACGGUUUGUGCUAGUGACUCAGGCUCGCUUGUUCAAACCCGCAUACCCCAAAAGCAAAGAGGAGCUGAUUGGCCCUUCUGCACUGUUUUUCCACCAAGGAGACUACCACAGUCAACUAAGGAAGCUGGUUCAAAGCUCAUUAUUUCCAGAAGCAAUUCGAAAAUUGAUUCCUGACAUCGAAGCCAUAGCAAUUUCUACCUUGGAGUCACGGGCUGGUGGGCAGAUCAUUAACACCUUCCAUGAGAUGAAGAAGUUCACUUUUGAAGUUGGCAUUCUUUUGAUCUUUAGUCACUUGGAUGGAAAAUAUAGGGAAGAACUGAAGGAGAACUACUGCAUAGUAGAUAAGGGUUACAAUUCUUUUCCAACAAAAAUACCAGGAACUGCAUACGACAAAGCACUCUUGGCGAGGAAAAGGCUUAGUCAGAUUCUAAGUGAGAUCAUCUGUGAGAGGAAGGAGAAGGGACAAUUAGAGAAGGAUCUCUUGGGUAAUCUACUGAACUUCAAAGACCAAAAGGGUCAGUGUUUAUCCGAGGAUCAAAUUGCAGAUAACAUCAUUGGCGUACUGUUCGCUGCACAAGAUACAACAGCUAGUGUCCUGACAUGGAUUCUCAAAUACCUCCAUGAUGAUCAGAAAGUUCUAGAAGCUGUUAAGGCAGAGCAAAAGGCGAUAUAUGACUUGAACACUGGAGGAAAGCAGUCCCUGACAUGGGCUCAGACUAGAAAUAUGCCGCUUACUUAUAGAGUCAUAUUGGAGAGCUUGAGGAUGGCGAGCAUCAUUUCGUUCACCUUUAGGGAAGCAGUGGUUGAUGUAGAAUAUGAGGGAUACCUUAUUCCAAAAGGUUGGAAGGUGAUGCCAUUGUUCAGGAGCAUUCACCAUAAUCCCGAACUCUUCACCAAUCCUCAACAUUUUGAUCCAUCCAGGUUUGAGGUUGCUCCGAAACCCCAUACAUUUAUGCCGUUUGGUAAUGGAGUGCAUGCUUGUCCAGGGAACGAGCUUGCCAAGCUGCAGAUGCUUAUUUUAAUCCAUCACCUGGUCACCAAAUUCAGGUGGGAGGUGGUGGGUUCCGAAAGUGGGAUUGAGUAUCGCCCGUUCCCAGUCCCUCAACAUGGUCUACCAGCCAAAUUCUGGGAAGAUUCCAGCACCCCAGAAGUAUGCCUCCAGCAGGAAAUCGCUUUACGACCUUAUAUUCAGAAAGCUACUCUUAAUUAAUAUGAUGACAUGUAAAUCGUUGUUUUCAAACUGCACUUAGUGCUAGUUAAUAAGAUAAUUGCACGUAAGAAGAUAUUAUAAUUUUUAAAUCUCGACCCUCUGUUUUAUGGGUCCAUCUUUCUCGCUAAUAUCAUUGUAAUUACAAGUUGGAAUUUUGUAACUACGAUGCGACUACCUAGUAAUAAAGAAGAGUAGUAGUGUACAAAAUUUCAUAGCCUUUAUUAAUCAAAGA
Messenger RNA from Cornus florida, 1813 nucleotides. Its product is annotated as abscisic acid 8'-hydroxylase 4. The record is from RefSeq and is a predicted model, not a curated record. Gene Ontology annotation, molecular function: heme binding; (+)-abscisic acid 8'-hydroxylase activity; iron ion binding. Gene Ontology annotation, biological process: sterol metabolic process. Lineage: Eukaryota; Viridiplantae; Streptophyta; Magnoliopsida; Cornales; Cornaceae. The transcript has 9 exons. Bases 103 to 1581 code for a protein of 492 amino acids.